AAAAAAAAAAGAAGGGGUCGUGAGUCAAUAGAGACAACGCGCAGAGACAAGAGAAGAAAAGAAAGAGUCUUUUGUCUUUCCAUAUAAUCUUCUUCCCUCUCCUUUAUUUCUCAUCCAUUAUCUUCGUGGUGAAUCUAGGGUUUUUGUUUUCUCUCCCAACCCUCCCCUAGAUUACAUUCCUUCCAUCGUCUUCCUCCUCCUUUAUUAUCCCUUACUUAGCUCAUCAUCGCCGUUUCAAUGGAGGGAGCGGGAGAGGAAACGACGUCGUCUGAAGGGCAUUUGACAUCGGCAGCAGCUUUUGUUCAAGGGGGAAUCCAAGAUCCUUGUGAUGAUGCUUGUAGCAUUUGUCUUGAAGUCUUCUGCGAAUCCGAUCCAUCAACUUUGACAAGUUGCAAGCAUGAGUAUCAUCUUCAAUGCAUCCUUGAGUGGUGUCAGAGGAGUUCACAGUGCCCAAUGUGUUGGCAAUCAAUUAGUCUCAAAGACCCCACUAGUCAGGAAUUGCUUGAAGCUGUUGUACAGGAGAGGAGUUUCCGCUCUAAUCCACCUAGAAACGCCACCAUAUUUCGUCAUCCUACUCUUGGUGAUUUUGAACUACAAAAUCUCCCAGUGGGGGUGGAUAACGCAGAGAUUGAAGAACGGAUCAUUCAGCACUUGGCUGCUAUGGGCCGAGCAAGACAUGGGGUGAGAAGGGAAGGUCACCGAACCAGGUCAUCAUCUCAAGGUCAUCCACAGUUCAGAGUGUUCUCUCCACAUCCCAGUGUUCCACCUCCUCCUCCUCCAAUGCCUUCCUCUCCUUCACAUAGAGACGAGCGUGACACAGUAACAAACCUUCCUCUCUCUUCUCAGAAUACUCUAGGGGAAGGUUCUCUUCAUUCAAACAUGCAGCCACCAACUUCUUCUCUUCCCCGCCAGGUUUCUCCUACAAACAACAGGUCUCUUAAUCAAUCUGAUCAAGAUAGAGCUGGACCAUCCGAGCUCCAAUCAUUUUCAGAGUCUCUAAAGUCUAGACUAAGCGCUGUCUCAACGAGAUACAAAGAAUCAAUAUCAAAGAACACAAGGAGCUGGAAAGAUAGAUUCUUUUCACGCAACACGUCCAUAGCAGAUAUUGGGUCUGAGGUUAAAAGAGAGGUCAGUGCGGGGAUCGCCACUGUGUCCCGCUUGAUUGAACGUUUAGAAACGAGAGAAAACAGUGGUAUACCUGGUACGGAGUCUGUAUCAUCAAACGGCUCAGGAAACAACACUCCUGAUGAAUCAGACAAUGAGCGUAAUAGAAGAUCAGAAGCUGGUGAUGAACAUUCUUCGAAUGAAAGAGGUGUUAAUGGAACAUGUGCGGCUGCAUCUGGUUCUAGCUAAUAAAAACAAGUGCCAGCAACUUGUUGGCGGCAAAGAGACGAGAAGAUGUUUUUAUUGUGAAUCUAUGCUAUAUAUAUAAUAAUAUACGAGUUGGAAGUUCAGAGGUGUGGGAGCAUUAGGGUGAGUUUCUGGUUCUUAACAAAAAAAAAAAAGAUUAUUUAUGACAAAUAGUAGGAUUUGCUUCAGAGAUAAGUUCCUUAUGUGUUGUUAUUUUUGUCAAUAAAAGUAAAAAAAAAACUUAAAA
Raphanus sativus (radish) is the source of this 1597-nucleotide messenger RNA. Its product is annotated as E3 ubiquitin-protein ligase RHF2A. The record is from RefSeq and is a predicted model, not a curated record. NCBI's taxonomy places the organism in Eukaryota, Viridiplantae, Streptophyta, Magnoliopsida, Brassicales, Brassicaceae. The coding region runs from base 238 to 1353 and encodes 371 amino acids. The transcript is spliced from 9 exons. Gene Ontology annotation, molecular function: ubiquitin-protein transferase activity.